Molecule: messenger RNA, 8398 nt
Organism: Porites lobata
Lineage: Eukaryota; Metazoa; Cnidaria; Anthozoa; Scleractinia; Poritidae
Source: the annotation of a GenBank genome assembly
AUGUGUCGUAACUGUGCUUUACCUGAAUGGGGGGAACCUGUGAAAAUCCCAGUCGCAGAACUGCCAGCGUUUUUCUCCAAGCAGAUCAGCUGGAAUUUCGAGCGCCUAAACUACGGUGGAGGAGCAGUCAUUGAAACCAUUUCAGGUCGACCAGAGCGCCCAUCGGUGACUGGGAGACUUGGCUGUAGGCUAAGGGAAGGUAUGCAACCACCAGCUAGAGGCAAACGAACGGAGAGGUACCUACUUGUCAGCGAAUGUUUGUAUUGCCCAGGGAAACGGUAUGGAUGUACCCCUCGAGCAAACUGCACUGGGAAGCGCCGGAACUGCUAUGCAAUGUGCAAAGUGACGGUGUACGCUGAUGCGUCUGAUUUGGCAGAAGUUUCCUUCUCGGGCAGCCACGGAAGUGGUAAUGUUACCGAUCCAUCUUUACACAGAGCUCCUCAUGAAGGAAAACGGAGAAGAUUGGAUGAUGAUAAUGAUCAAACACAGGUUGGCAAAUAGAAAAAAAAUCGUCAAACGAAAAUAUUAAUAUUACAAUACGUUUCAUUUGAUCACCUGAACACUAGAGCAAUGGUGGUCUCCAGUAGAUUUAAUAAAAAUAUCAAUUAUUUAUAUUUAAGUUUUUACUGAGAGCCAGUAAAUAAUCUAAUUACAUUAUCAUGAUAAGAUUAUUAUAAGUUAGCUUAUAUGCAAAUCUGGAGCAAGUUCAGAAUAUCUGGGGGAGGGGGUAUCGGAUAAGUUGAUCUACCCAGAAAAUGAGCAAGUGUGACUUCAACAAAUAAUAAACUGAAGGUAAGCAAAAUGCUAAAAAAUUUCAAAUUAUGUAUUAAGAGGCAUUUCAUCACAGGGGCAUGAAAUACCUGUCUCAAGAAGAUUUUUAUUCUGACAAAUUCCAAUUCAGCAUUCUCCUCAGGCUUAUCAUUUAUUCCGCCAUUUUACUGUGGAUAACUUUCCACAGUUUUGAAAUAUUGUGUUUGAUCACCUCUAUUUCUGCCAUAUAUGAAGCCAGUUGACAAACAGGCCAGUGUUUCACGAAGGUCAUCAAUACUGUUUUGGUUUGAAAUUUGAGCAUUGAUAUCCUUGCUCUCCAAUCCCUGUGCUUGCAAAGUACCACUGUUGAGAAACAGAGUACUGUAAUGGUAGUAGAUUCAGAUGUUUUUUAAAUACAUUCUCCAUUUAUCGUGAUGCACAAUGAAAUUUAAUGUAUUGUCAAAAUGUAACUCUAAAUGUAAUGGUGUGUUUGUUUUAAUUCGUUUCUCAGAUACAUUUCAUCUCAUUGUUCUGAAACAUUUUUUUUAUUCGACUUAUAUGCCCCCCCGCCCCCACCAGAUAUAAGUCCCACCGUUUAUAAGUCCACCCAAAACCCCUCUUGAAGAACUUUAUAUACCUUUAAUUUGGGAAUUUAAAGUAUUCUCUUAGUUUCCAGGUAUUCUGAAGUGUGGCUGAAAAAUCAAUAAACUAAUGAGUGAUUUAUUAUAAACAUCCAUAAUACUCCUUUUUUAUUAGCUCUAUCCCAUUUAAAUGAUCAGACUUUGGGAUUUUGGCUUUGAUCUUCUGAUCUGUUUCUAGCAUGAGACAAACAAAACGGCAGCUUAAAGAUUAAGAACAAUAGCCUUUUACUGUUAGCUAGCAUGACCUGCAUAUUAAUAUGGUAGAUGAAGUGUUUGACUUUUCAAACAUGCUCUAGUCAUGGGUUGCAAGUGUGACUUGCAUGUAUGAAUAAUACUGGAACUUGUAUUUCAUUUCCUUUUCAUAAUGUGCUGCCUCCUUAUACCGUGUAUGAGAGUAUGUAAGUUUUAAAAGAAAUCCUGACCUUAACCGUUAUUUCUUUAGAGAUGGAAACAAACUGAUCGACCAACUAUGGUAGAGUCUCUUAGCUCUGAUGGGAUUGGCCUUGAUCGUUCCAGCACGGAGGUAGUCACAUUAGAAGUUGGCCAGAAUAUCAUGCUGACUGGAAAUAAUGUGGAAUUGCUAAACACACAUCGCUCUUCAAAUUCACCAGAUGUUGUGCUCUGGACAACAUCCUCUGGGGAACAAGUCAGUACUUUUCAAACCAGUAACGGCACCGCGGGAAGUAGUCCUACAACCCCUAGUACACCUUUGAAUACACCUUUGUCAUCAGCAGCAGUAACACCACAGUCCACUGUUCAGAGUGGUUUACGAGGGGCACAGGCCAGGCAGCCUUAUACACCUCCGGGUAGAUCUCCUCCUGCAUUGACUAAAAGCUCAGGACCACAGUCCUUAUGGAUAUCACAGCCAAGAACAGAAUUCAAAUAUUCAGGAACAAAGCUACGUGCAAAUCAGGUUUGUUACUUUUCUGGGCACUUAGUUUUCAUGAAACAUAAGAGAUAGAUUUCACAAUUGAAUUUUGUUGUUUGGUAGAAGAAUCAUGUGAACUCUAAUGAAAGAACAGGUCUUAGAAAUAGCACUACAGUUUUUCAUAAGUAUUAAAUUUUAUAGUCACUUCUCAACAAAACUUGCGUUUUGUAAAACACUUUUUGUGUUUGUGUUAGCACUGACUGCCUUAUACCAGAAGUGUGGGAAGGAACAUUUUAAUUUAAAGUGCAAAAUUUCAAGAAAGUUUCAAUAAAAUGAGUAACAAUAAGACACACGCGCUCCUAGGAUCCAACGUCUAGUAUCAUAAAAGAAUGUACAAUACCGGUAUUUUUCACCUGUGGUUUGCUAGCUUAAAAAGUGGAGCACUGGAGUACUUUGCCAAGGCUGUAAUUUAAGGGAGGGAGGAAAAGAAGCCCAGUGCUCUGAACCUGUGAAAAAACAUUAUGUGAGAGUUCCCAUCACAUGGUUCUUAUGCCAAAAACUAAGAUUUUGUAGUCAGCUAAGAGCAAUAAAUAAGCGACCAGGGACCAGUCCUGCUAUAUGACUUGCCAAGAGUAAGUGGUCUUGUCCAGUUUAAAUGUGUUGUAAAUGUACGUUGAUAAUGUUGAAGUAGCAGAAAAAUACAUACUUAAGUUAAACUGGAUAAAAAAAUUGAUUUCUACACAGUAUAAUUUUCAAUCAUUCUGAAUAAUGUCCUUACACAAAACAAGUGAUGUUUUUCUAUUUUUUUGAUAUAUUUUUUCAUUUGUUUAAUGAUACAGAAUCAAGAGAAAGAACAGGAAAUCCUUACCAUGAAACAGCACAUUCAUAUCCUCCAACAAGAACAUCUAGCCAAGAUUUCCCAUAUUGCUGAACUGGAAGCACAGCUACAAUACCUCAAGGUAAUCACUUGAAGUGUACUCCAACCUGUUUUCCAGACUUUUUACUGUUAAUCAGUGAAUUUGUCCCUCUGAUUUCCUCUCAAAAUAAUCCUUCCUGCUAAUUAACCCAUUUUCUCCUGGAAAUUUUGCCGAAAAAUGCUGUUUGUAGCUAGUCAGGCAUCUGUAGAUAGUUUGGUCGCUUUACAGCCAAAACAAACCCAGAAUGCCCAAAAUACUGUUUAUAAGUCAAGCACUUCCACCUUGCAGCCUUUUUUUUCUGAUGCUAAAUAUCAGCUUCUGAAGUUCAGGCAUGUCCAGAAAGCAAAAUUUUGUAAUAGUUUUUGGGUUUAAAAGUGACACAGCAAUACUGACUUUAGACUGUCCAACCUUUUGAGUAUUAAAAUUGAGAUAUCUUUUGGUGAUUGAGGAAUCAUGUGAGCACCAAAGGGCGAGCCACUAGCGGGAGUCUAGGGGUAUUCUCCCCCAGAAAAUUCUGAAAUCUUGAUCCUCUUAAAUGCCAUUUCUACUGUUCUGAGAGGACAAUUUUGAUUGUCAUUUUUAUGUUUAUUUUUAUUUGCAUGGCUUACAUGAACAAGUACUCGAUUUUAUUUUCUAUUUCGUGCGUUUUUUAGAGUUUUCUGCUGAUUAGUUUCUGGGUAAGUAUAUUCGGAAAUACAGAUGUAUCAUAACAGAUGUCAAAAAUGGGAUUUGUCCCAUCUCGAUCACAUAUUGGUCAGGAUUCAGGACUUUCAAGCAAAAUUGUGAGAAUUCCAACAUAAUCAAAUUGGGAUGGUUGGACCCUCUGCAGCUUUCUCUUCUCUGCUUCUUUCAUUUUUCUAAUCCUCCUUUUUUAUUGCCUGGCACUUACUAAGGCUUCAUUUUGGUGGGAAACCUUUUUGAGAAAACUUUUACUCGGAUUGUACAAUUGUACGGAAUAAAGUGUGGGUGGGUAGCAGGACAAGAUUUUCAUUGGAAUUUUUUGAGUCAACUUUAUGGUUCUUUGCCUUUUUCUUUAGGAAGGAGAAAUAUACAGACUACAGCACCAAGUGCAGAAAUUAGAAACUGAAAAUCUGAAAAAGGAUGUAAAAGUUCUUCAGCUUGAGAAGCAGUUACAAGCAGCUCUAUUCUCAAGAACACAGGUAAGCACAAACAUUGUGGUAAUCAGACCUUCCAACUCUCACUAUCCAAAUCUCAUGGUAAAUCAGAAAAUCUUGAAAUUGCCAGACAAUUCCAUUAGGAAUUGCCUAAUUCCAAAACAUUUGUCUUCAUAAUGGACAAAUAAUGUAUCAGUCUAAGUUUGGGGGGAAAUCUGGGUCUAAUCGCAACCUCAUUCCCAUGCAACGUGAAUUAGCAAACUUAAAAUGGCUACUCCCCAUCCUAUCGAUGUGGAUACUGAAACAAAAUCUCAAACUGACUCGGAGACUUUGGAACCUCAGCUUCUAAAGAAAAGAAAACCAGCAGCUGGCCGCAGCCAAAUAUCCCAAAACAUUUAAAAGUAAUAACUUGGAGUAAAUUGUAUCUAAUAGGGUAAAGAAUACCAUAUGACAAAAACAAUAUCCGUUUUUGGUUUUAUUUGACACCUAUUUUAGAAAUCUCCAGGUUUGAGGUCCCAAUCUCCAGACUUUUGGGGGCUUUUUUCAAACACUCCAGAUUGGCAUCGUUUAGAGGUUGGAAGGUCUGGGUAAUACAUGAUACCACAAAAUUAAUUUAUUUUUGUCUGUUGUCUGCGUCAGUAAGCUGAUUAGUUGUUGCAAUAUAUUGACAGUCAAACUUCUACUUAUAGACACCUGGGUGUAAACAAUUAGGCCAUUUACGGUGGACAUGUACAAUUUUGUGACAAGAGCCCAAUUUUAACAGCGAUUUUAGUGUAAACUGUGUGCAUUACAAACAGCUGUACACUCCAUGAUACAUACAAUGGCUUUUGAAAAGCAACAAAAAAACAUACUUUAGAUUCAUUCUCCAAGGUCUUGGCAAACUGUAACCUAUAGUUCAUGAGCAGUAUUUCCCCAUAGGCUGGCAAUAGCACCGUCAUAAAUAAUAAAACUGAACAUUUUAGUCCUCCCCUUUCCCACCCAGUCUUAGUCAAAGACACUUUUUAACAGUUUUUCAGUACAAAAUUGAGUAUUCCCAUUAAAAUUUCAAGACAAACUGUACAAAUAACUCUUUAUCACUCCACCCCUUUAAGAACCAACUGACACCACUGAGCAACAUGUGCUCAAAUUUACUUUUUCAAAGUUAAUAUUUUUAAAACUGCUCCUACACUACAAAGUUGGACAAGCUCUGCCUGUAACUUAUAAUUUGCCCCAGUCAUGUCCAAUACUGCCGCACUGUUUCUGACCAAGAGCAGUUGACAGAUAAUUGUAUGGUCCAUACAAACCAUCAACAUUGCUAGCACAAAUACAAAGCGUGCAUCUCAUUAUUACAUCAGGGCACAGUGUGUUACGGUUCAUAUUAUCUGUACAGUUUGUACGCUUGAUUGAUACAGGCCAUAAAUUCCUUGUUUUAUAAGCCAUAAACCAUAACAAGUGGGCUCCAAAAGUAAUAUUCCUUGUGCUAUAAGCCAUAAACCAAAACAGGCACACUUCAAAUGUAAUAUUCCUGUUGUUGUUUGGUUUUGUAGCAAUCCCCCAGCCCAGUGACGGUACUUGUACCACAAUCUGGGUGCGAAGCUGUCCCUUCACAUCCAGCCAUAAGUAAACAUAAUGAAGUGGAAACAUCACAUGUGGAAGGCGAAGAGAAAGAUGAAAAUGACGUAGAGGAAAAAAAUGAAUUAGAGGAAAAAGAAGCAGACAAAGAUGAUGACAAUGGUGAUGAUGAGAUGCAAAGCACAGAAGAAGUUUAACUUACGUGCAUUUUUUGAAUUUUUUAUUUGUUGUGGUUCAAUUUUAUCUUUGGUUUAACUUUUAUUUUUCUUUGUUAUUGGGUAUGGUAAUGUGUGAUAAUGAGUUGAAAACAAAGGAAAAUAAAAUUUAAAUCAAUAAUAAAAUUCACCACAACAUAUAUUUUUUGCAGCUCUUAAGAACAGGUUGUAUGUUGUUUUUUAUGAAGUGACCAAACUUUUAAUUUACUUGUACAUUGUGAUAUUGUAAGUUUAACAGACUGAAGAGCAAAAUGACAUACCGAUUCCUGCACUCUCUUCUGUACCUUCCUCAAGCUGUUUAAUAAGGAGAAUUUCAUCGAAAGUUCAAGGAUUUGUAUCCCUGGGGGUCAUUUGCUUUUCAUGGGAUGUAUGUCUGAUUCUACAACAGUGACAUUUCAGGGAAAAUUAGACACCGGCCAGUGUGUUAAGAGUUAAUUCACCCAUUGUGACCAGGUACUGCACUAUGAACAACACAAAUCAAACUUGUUUUAGUGUUCUUAUUUGAACCUGGCAAAGGCCAGCAGUUAAGCAUUGCAACAGAAAGAUAAGAAGUGCCUGUUGGCCAAGUGUAUUCCUUUUUCAUUUGUUACUGUUGUAAAAAGAAAUGAAACAGUUGAUGGAAUAGUUAUGUGUAUUUUCAUUUGAUAAGAUUUUACUGUGGAACCCUUUACAUUUUUAACUAACGUAGAAAUGAAAUUGAUAUAUUAUGCUAAGCCAUACCUGUUCUGCAGCAUUCAUUGUGUAGUUCCAGAAAAUAUCUUUACUCAAAGCCCCACCCCUCAAUGGGGGUUUGGAAAUUCCUGGGGAGAACGGGUCUUGGAGACCAUAAAAAAAUAAAAGAAAUGUAUAAAGCUUAUAAACUGGAAUCUCCACGGGGUAGGGGGUAUUAGAAAAAUUUAUUCCAAUCCUUGGGGAGGAUUAGUUACUUUUUGGAACUACACCUAAACUAAACUCUUACUGGCAAAUGAUGACAAACGAAAUAACCAUCAGCAGUCAUUGAAAACUGCAUCAUUAGUGCAUACCUUUCUUCUAGAAUGUUUGUCUGAAUUUUCUCUUACCAAAAGUUGUUUUGGGUAGUGAUCACAACUGGCCUGUAUUUAGCCAGUUUUGUUUUUCUCUGACAUGAGAAAUCCUGCUUAGCUACUUGUGUUUGUAACCUGGUCUGUGGCUUUACUAUUUCAUUUUUUAAAAAAACUUUUUUCCUUUUACAUGGAUUGUCAGCAACGUCAUUUAUAUGACUGUUGGUAUAUUGUUUCGGAGUAUGUUGUAUUACUUUAUUUGUUCAAUGCAUAAAAUGCUAUGUUCAAACUAGACAUCAUAGUAAAAACACCAUCCCGGAAACAGCUAAAUCAAAACAGGUUGCUUUGGUAAUUGUUCAUUGGGCAUUUGGAACAAUGCAAUGAUUUACUUGAGUGACCACUGAACAAUGGCUUCCCAACGUGCAAUUCCCAAUGCCCAAAGAAACCUUUAUUUGUAUCAGCUAUAUAAAAUAUUUCAUUCUUCAGUAUUCCAAUCUUUCACUUAACCUUCCUUCAGAUGGAGGUUGUUAAAAGCCCUCUUGAUAAUAGAGAAAAAAAAACUGUUUCUUUAAUCUUCUGACUCUUGUGUUUUGAAUAAUAAUAUAAGAAUUCUUGUCUAACAUGUUGUAGGUCAUGGUUUUUAUUAUCUUGUCUGCCUCAGAUGCAACCGACAUUGUUUAUUUCCUAAAUAAUUAUGGUCCUUACGUUUUUUAGGAAGAGGGAAAAGUCAUUGCCCACAGGGUAGGUAAUAAUUUAUCAUUCAAUGAGAAAGAAGAAGAAAAACCCCCUCAGCUCUUCCCAAGAGCCUAACCCUCACAGAUUUUUCCCCAGCAAGGAGCCUUCUCCCAGGCUACUGCAUUAUAAGGGACAUUAAAUAACAACAACGGCGACAUGACUGAGAACAGCAAAAAAGCAAUAGGUUUGAUAUUAAGCAAAACAAUUUGCACGUUUCACACUUUUUUGUACAUUUCUUUUCUGUCACUGCACGACUCUGACUCUGCCUAAUUUCAUGUUUUGUGCAGGACAUGAACACAAGAUGACUUCCUUUUUCUUUUCCUAAACUUCAAAACACUAAGUCUUUUAGAAUUCAAGAUGGAAUAAGAGCAAAGAAGUUUAAAGUAGCACAAAUUCACUUUGUAGGUCAUGUUUUUGUAGUCGUUGCCAUUGUUGUUGCUUAAGCUCCGUAUUUACUUUAUAGGGGAGGUUGUACAAAGAAAUGAUCAAUUAUUUGUUUUUAAGUAAUAUGAUUGUACAUGCAUGUAACUCACAUUUUAGUAGUUUUAUUAAAUAUUAUUAUUUCAAAGACAUAUGGUGUUGAUUUU